GCUGGGGGGUCCGGGCCGCGGGGGGCAGUGCCAUGCACAAGCACCAGCACUGCUGUAAGUGCCCCGAGUGCUAUGAGGUGACCCGCCUGGCCGCCCUGCGGCGGCUCGAGCCUCCGGGCUACGGGGACUGGCAGGUACCCGACCCCUACGGACCGGGCGGGGGCAAUGGAGCCAGCGCCGGUUAUGGGGGCUACAGCUCGCAGACCUUGCCCUCGCAGGCGGGGGCCACCCCCACCCCCCGCACCAAGGCCAAGCUCAUCCCCACCGGCCGGGAUGUGGGGCCAGUGCCCCCUAAGCCAGUCCCGGGCAAGAGCACCCCCAAACUCAACGGCAGCGGUCCCAGCUGGUGGCCCGAAUGCACCUGUACCAACCGGGACUGGUAUGAGCAGGUGAAUGGCAGCGAUGGCAUGUUCAAGUAUGAGGAGAUAGUCCUUGAGCGGGGCAAUUCUGGCCUGGGCUUCAGCAUUGCAGGUGGCAUCGACAACCCUCAUGUCCCGGAUGACCCUGGCAUCUUUAUUACCAAGAUCAUCCCUGGUGGAGCAGCUGCCAUGGACGGGAGGCUGGGGGUGAAUGACUGUGUGCUGCGGGUGAAUGAGGUGGACGUGUCAGAGGUGGUGCACAGCCGGGCGGUGGAGGCGCUGAAGGAGGCCGGCCCUGUGGUGCGGUUGGUGGUACGGAGGCGACAGCCCCCACCGGAGACCAUCAUGGAGGUCAACCUGCUCAAAGGGCCCAAAGGCCUGGGUUUCAGCAUUGCUGGGGGGAUUGGCAACCAGCACAUCCCAGGAGACAACAGCAUCUACAUCACCAAGAUCAUCGAGGGGGGUGCUGCUCAGAAGGAUGGACGCCUACAGAUUGGGGACCGGCUGCUGGCGGUGAACAACACCAAUCUGCAGGAUGUGAGGCAUGAGGAAGCUGUGGCCUCACUGAAGAACACAUCAGAUAUGGUCUAUCUGAAGGUGGCCAAGCCAGGCAGCAUCCACCUCAACGACAUGUACGCACCCCCUGACUACGCCAGCACUUUUACUGCCUUGGCUGACAACCACAUAAGCCAUAACUCCAGCCUGGGUUAUCUUGGGGCUGUGGAGAGCAAAGUCAGCUACCCUGCUCCUCCUCAGGUUCCCCCUGCCCGCUACUCUCCCAUCCCCAGGCACAUGCUGGCUGAGGAGGACUUCACCAGGGAGCCUCGCAAGAUCAUCCUGCACAAGGGCUCCACAGGCCUGGGCUUCAACAUCGUGGGUGGAGAGGAUGGAGAAGGCAUUUUUGUCUCCUUCAUCCUGGCAGGAGGCCCAGCUGACCUGAGUGGGGAGCUGCGCAGGGGAGACCGGAUCUUGUCGGUGAAUGGCGUGAACCUGAGGAAUGCAACUCAUGAGCAGGCUGCAGCUGCUCUGAAACGGGCUGGCCAGUCAGUCACCAUUGUGGCCCAGUACAGACCUGAAGAGUACAGUCGUUUUGAAUCCAAGAUACAUGACUUGCGAGAACAAAUGAUGAACAGCAGUAUGAGCUCUGGGUCUGGGUCCCUGCGAACAAGUGAGAAGAGGUCCUUGUAUGUCAGGGCCCUGUUUGAUUAUGACCGGACUCGGGACAGCUGCCUACCAAGCCAGGGGCUCAGCUUCUCUUAUGGUGACAUUCUACAUGUCAUUAAUGCCUCUGAUGAUGAGUGGUGGCAGGCAAGACUGGUGACCCCACAUGGAGAAAGCGAGCAAAUUGGUGUGAUCCCCAGUAAGAAGAGGGUGGAAAAGAAAGAAAGGGCUCGAUUGAAAACCGUGAAGUUUCAUGCCAGGACGGGGAUGAUUGAGUCUAACAGGUCGAUCAAAACGAAACGUAAAAAGAGUUUCCGCCUCUCUCGAAAGUUUCCAUUUUACAAGAGCAAAGAAAACAUGGCCCAGGAGAGCAGCGUACAGGAACAGGGAGUGACAUCCAACACCAGUGACAGCGAAAGCAGUUCCAAAGGACAAGAGGAUGCUAUUUUGUCAUAUGAGCCAGUGACACGGCAAGAAAUUCACUAUGCAAGGCCUGUCAUCAUCCUGGGCCCAAUGAAAGACAGAGUCAACGAUGACCUGAUCUCGGAGUUCCCACAUAAAUUUGGAUCCUGUGUGCCGCAUACUACCCGGCCUCGGCGUGAUAACGAGGUGGAUGGGCAAGACUACCACUUUGUGGUCUCCCGAGAACAAAUGGAGAAGGAUAUUCAGGACAACAAAUUCAUUGAGGCGGGCCAAUUCAAUGAUAAUCUCUAUGGGACCAGCAUCCAGUCAGUGCGGGCAGUUGCAGAGAGGGGCAAGCACUGCAUCUUAGAUGUUUCCGGCAAUGCUAUCAAGAGGCUGCAGCAAUCACAACUUUACCCCAUUGCCAUUUUCAUCAAGCCCAAGUCCAUUGAAGCACUUAUGGAAAUGAACCGACGGCAGACGUAUGAACAAGCAAAUAAGAUCUAUGACAAAGCCAUGAAACUGGAGCAGGAGUUUGGAGAAUACUUCACAGCCAUUGUACAGGGUGACUCACUGGAAGAGAUUUAUAACAAAAUCAAACAAAUCAUUGAGGACCAGUCUGGGCACUACAUUUGGGUCCCAUCCCCUGAAAAACUCUGAAGAAUCCCCUCCAGCCAUUCUCUUGUGAACAGAAGAAAUCAAGUCCCUCUUCCCUCCUCCCUCUUCAUUCCUGUCCCCACGGGGAGAACAAAUGACUACUGUUCUUGUCCCCUUUUUUAGAUAUGUCCAAAAAAUUGAGUUUUCUAGUCCUGUUAUGUUUUUUAAAAUUUUCGUUUUGUUUUAGUUUAUUUUUUGGGAUGAUGCCAUCUCACUCAUCAUGUGACUGUGCCCAUUCCUGCAUGGACCUUUCCCAAGCACUAGCACAGGUGCAAAUCCAUCAGAGUCAUUGUUUUCAUAAAACCAAGCAGAAGCAAAGAGAAGAGAGGAGGACUGAUGGAAAGACAGACUGGACAACUGCAUGGCUUGUGAAGCGAGCCCCACGCACCGCGCAAGGAGAGGUUCCUGGGCUUUGCUAUGAUCUGUAUGCUGCCUCAAGGCUCGGGACGGCGUGGCGUCAUGGCGACAGAAAGUAUCUUAUUUAUAUAUAGAUAUAUAUAUGUAAUUUAUAUAAAAUAUAUAGAAAUUAUUAUAUAUAUAUAUUAUACACUCUCAUAUAAUAUAUAUAUAUAUAUUCACACAUUUGGACUAGAAAAUCUAUGGAGACUUCAUCAAUGGUACUGUGUUAUUAGAGAAAUGCUUUAAUUUUCAUAUUCCAAUCAGAUGGCAUCUUAUAUCCCAACUGGUUGGGGAGGGAGUAAAAGUGGUAGUAGUAAGUGCUGUAUCAGGGCACCUGCACUGGUCAUUCUCUAGAGAGCUGGGCUUUUCUCUAGGAAGGGGUCGGUCAGCUGGAGGCCGGCAAGCAAGGGCUUUUGCCCGGGGCAAGAGGCUUGGAGCCGUGACCCUAGAGCAGCUGCUGCUGCCCUUGGGGAGCAGUCAGGCCUGCGUGGGGGUGGGGAGAGAGAAUGGCUAACGGUGCUCCCACCGUAUUAAAUUGCCAAUUGUCUUAUGCCACCUGAAAUGUCUGCAUGAGAGGUUUCCUGUUUGUUCAUUUUUAAGCUGCUGUUAAACCAAAACCAUGUUGUGCUACUGUGUUAGCCUUUUCAUUCUUCCAAAUUUUACUUUUACUAUUUAAGUGAAUGCGUAGAAUCCCAUUUAACCGUGUUCUGAAGGCUCAUGAUGUUCAGGAGGAGCCGGGCCUUGUGAUAGACUAGGUGACCCAGGCUUGGCUGUUCAGUCAGCAGAAGGGGAGGUGGGGAUGGGUGAGAAUCAGCAGGAGCCGGGGCUCCUACUGUAUUGUGUCCCUUCACUCACCUGCCUGGGACAUGGGGGGCUCAGCUGAGGCCCUGUCAUGGGGCCCACUGGCAGGGUCAAGGAGUCACUUGCCUUGCAGUUCUGCACUGACAGUGGGACGGCCCUGAGCUUGGCCAGCCACAUAAUGAAAAGUUUGAUUGGGUUUUUUUUUUUGCAGCUGCUUCUUAUGCCCUACCGACCCCAACUCCUCACCAACAGCUGGUGGCUUACCUUUUCUUCAAGAAGAAAGUAGACUAAUGCUGUCAUUUGAGCUGUAGAGCUAAGAUUCACUUACUGUUGAGAUGUGAAACCUUGUUGUUUUUUCCCAGAGUCAGACAGUGAUAAGUGAUCAAGGGAGUUUUUCCCUUGACCACAAAUGUAGGAGGCAGGUGUGGCUCAGGCCCCACCCCCCACCCCCCAUGCCUCCCUCAGCUCCACGCUGGAGGUGUGACCAGGGGGAGAAGAGCAUGAAUAUGCUUGGCCCCAGGGUUGAGUCUGUGGUUUUUCUAGCCCACUGUGUUACCAGUGCAAAUGAUACAUGUCUAAGAUGCUUUGAGCACUACCAGCCACAUUUAGGAAAUCUGUUAGCAGUUCUCCUACCAGCAUGAUGAGGCUCACUGUAAAGUGUGGGGCCCAGAAUGUGGGUAAAGAAAGGGCAGCAGCUUUACCUGGGCAGGACACUGGGUUGAAGACAAGAGGGGUAAAGUGGUGGCCGAUUAUGACUUCUGGUGAGGAGGGGUGAGCAGGGAGUGUUGAUUUUUCUGAUGUUAAGUGAUUUUGUCCGAAUGAUGCUCAACCCUCUACCCCUCCCAGGGAAGAAAAUCAGAGAUUCAAAGCAAGCAUGACACUAGUUGGUUUACCAGUGUUCCUUCCAAGGAGACAUAUAUUUUUUAAUAAAUGAUAGUUGCAAUGAA
This is a messenger RNA of Phacochoerus africanus (Common warthog), 4726 nucleotides long. RefSeq names its product discs large MAGUK scaffold protein 3 (gene DLG3). Gene Ontology annotation, cellular component: neuromuscular junction; neuron projection; postsynaptic density membrane. The transcript is spliced from 20 exons. Gene Ontology annotation, biological process: chemical synaptic transmission. Lineage: Eukaryota; Metazoa; Chordata; Mammalia; Artiodactyla; Suidae. Gene Ontology annotation, molecular function: kinase binding. Bases 33 to 2582 code for a protein of 849 amino acids. The record is from RefSeq and is a predicted model, not a curated record.